This is a messenger RNA of Ilex paraguariensis (yerba mate), 225 nucleotides long. NCBI's taxonomy places the organism in Eukaryota, Viridiplantae, Streptophyta, Magnoliopsida, Aquifoliales, Aquifoliaceae. The record is from the annotation of a GenBank genome assembly.
AUGGGUGACACUAACACUUUUGCUUCUUCAGAUCUGUCUUCUAUGGCCCCUGAAAAAGACUUGGUGAAAGAGGCAAUGGCCAUAAGAAAAGAGUUUAGGAAGGGCGGUGGGUCUAGGACCAACAAAAAAAGGCGCUUGGUGACGGUUGGCAAGACUGAUCUACUUCUUAGCACCGACCUCCCUUUGUCUAAUGCGGUCAAUCCCAUGGACCGUCCUCCAACUUAG